Messenger RNA from Biomphalaria glabrata, 5730 nucleotides. RefSeq names its product ras-related protein Rab-5C-like. The transcript has 6 exons. Gene Ontology annotation, molecular function: GTP binding; GTPase activity. The record is from RefSeq and is a predicted model, not a curated record. The coding region runs from base 321 to 956 and encodes 211 amino acids. NCBI's taxonomy places the organism in Eukaryota, Metazoa, Mollusca, Gastropoda, Planorbidae.
UGCUCUGUCAUGUGCCUCUGUCUCCCAGGUGGCUGGGUCUAUGCAGAGAAGCUUUGAGGGUGUCCCGUUUUCUUUGACCGCCUUGCUAGCGCUUUCCUUUGCUUAGUUGGCCAUACAAAAGUUUUUUAGGGAUGCAGCAGUCUUCCAUUCUGCAGACAUGUCCUGCCCAUUGCAGUCGAGACUACAGGAUUGUGUGGAUGCUUUGCAGACCCACUCUUUGAAGGACUUCAGUAUCUGGUUUGAUUAAAGGAUUGAAUCAAUACUUUAUAGAGCCAGUGCCUUAACACAAACUUCCUCUGUGAUAUUUCCUUGUAUGAAACAUGAGUUCUGCCCGACGCAAUACGGGCCCUCGCACUGCUCCUGUAGGUGGCCAGAGGGGGCAUCAGGCUAAGCUUGUGCUCCUUGGUGACCAAGGUGUGGGGAAAUCUAGUAUAGCCUUGAGAUUUGUCAGAGGCCAGUUUCCUGAGCACAGUGAAGCAACUGUAGGAGCUGCCUUCCUGACACAGACAAUACAAACCCAAGGGCAAAGUCUCAAGCUAGAUAUUUGGGAUACAGCUGGUCAAGAAAGAUAUCACAGUUUAGCACCAAUGUACUACAGAGGAGCCCAGGCUGCAGUCGUUGUCUAUGAUAUCAAUAAUGCAAACACAUUUAAUCGGGCUGUCACAUGGGUGAAAGAAUUGCGACAACAAGCCACAGGCAAUAUCAUUAUUGUUUUAGCUGGCAACAAAGCAGAUCUUGCUGCAGAACACAGAGCUGUUGCCACAGAAGAAGCCAGGGCAUUUGCAGAAGAAAAUGGACUGAUUUUUGCUGAAGCUUCUGCCAGAACAGGUCUGGCUAUCAAUGAAAUGUUUUUAAUGAUUGCACACAAGCUUUUGACGAAGUCUCCAGGAAAUUUUAAUCAAGGCGUUCGUUUGACAAAUGAAGAGGAGACCAAGUCGUCAGGGUGUAAAUGUUAGUUGUUACAGUAUAUAGGUGUGAGUGGAUGAGUUUAAGUAUGUGACCAAUGACUAAUGUUUACUUUUACUUUGGAGUGUAGAAAAAGAAAAGAUGAAGACUUUUUUACAAUAACUUAUGAGCAUUCAAAGAAAAUGGCCAGUCGCCUAUAAAGAUGGAUUUCUGAAGAAUGGUCAAGGGCUUGUUGGGAAAUAAGAAACCUUUGACUAUGAAAUUUGGUCAAACAAGUACUGAGUGUUAACAAACACAUUAUCUUAAGGGGAAAAAAAUACUUAUGCAAUUCAAAAGCUUGUAUACUUUUUUUCAAGCUGAACUAAAUUGUUCAACUUUAAGGUAAAACUUGUUGGUUCAAACAGUUCUCUAAACUAUUAUUUUAUCAUGCAAGAAAUUGACUCCACCAUCUAGAUGUUUCUAGUUCUGUAAAUCAGCCUUUAAAUCACAACAUUCUUACUCUUUGUUAAUUUUGCAGCACCUUUGUCACAUCCCAUAUUAAAUAGGUUUUUAGUCCACUUCUUAUUUACCUUUUCAUUUUCACAAAAUUAGACAUUUAAAUAAAUAUUUAAGGAGCCUGAUACUUGACUGAUAAAAUGAUUACAACUCGUUCCAUAUGCUAGGACAAAUUUGUGCAAUGCUCCUUCUUUCCUAGUACUAUUAGAGCAUGAAAUGGGUUGCCUGAGCCAGCCAGGAGGACCAAUGACUAGGCAGAAUUUGGUUAACAUGCAUGACUAGAUUGACCUAGGGACACACGUAGGAGGUAAUCAUCUUCUUUUUUGAAGUAACGUAUGUAUUUUAUAAGAUAAUAUAAGAUUGCUGUAAUGUUUUUUUUCAAAUCUACAUAUACAUUUAUAUAUCAAUCAUAUCAUGUCACAAGAUCUAUUGGUGAUUGGGUUUAUAUUUUUAAAUUAACUGUAUAUCCCUUAAGUUUUUCAAUCUGCUUAAAAAUAAUAAAUGCCAUUUCUGAUGCAUGUACAUUGCAUUAAUUGGUGUUAAUAUUAGAAUGUGAUAUAUAUGUAUAUAUAUAUAUUUAUUUACAGUUCAAACUGUUUUGAAUAUGACACAACCCUAGAAGAAUAUACCAAAAAUAAUGGUUAAUUUUAACAAUUAUAAACUAAGUUUUUCAUAGCUUUUAUGCUCUCUUUUGCUGGCAUCAUGACGCCCUUAGAAGCUAAUGCACUGCACUGCACCAGUCAGAUUUGUUCAAACCUUCUCCCCCUGCUAACUGUUAUUGAGAAUAAGACUCAGGUUAAAAGAAAGGUUUCAUUGAAACAAUGUAUUAAAUAGAUCAACUUACUUUUUAAAUAGUAGGUUAGGAAUACUCUCUAGUUUGAUCCUCUUUAAAGUGUAAGUGUGCUGAUGAUGUCUUGGCAUAAGCAACAUACCGUAUCAGAAAGAAGGGGGGGGGUAGAUUUGUACACACCUGUUCUCACCUGUACAUUCAUCAACUAAAUGGGUAACAGUCAUAGCAGUAAACAGGGAAAAGUAUUAUUUGUAUCUUAGGUUGGGUGGCCUAAACUUCAGACUUAUUUCAAAUUUAACAAGCACAUUUGUUUUUGUUUUCUUUUUAUUUACAAUAUUCAAAAUGCUUCUUGUAAUGAACUAGAUUAUACUAAUAUUAUACUAAAUAGCUUAUAUGUUUAAAAGCAGAUAAUUUAGUCUUGGUUGAAUAAUCAGACAUUUUCAACACAACAUGGCUGACUUAAUUAUUUGUUACCUCAAGACUAAAUAAUUUUAAAGUUUAUUUGUAUUCUUAUAACGUUGUUAAAAGACAGUACAGAAUUAUAACAAUUACACAAUAAACGACUAUGUGACAGUUGUGUAGUUGUAAUAUAAUAAAGUUGCUCUAUAGUUGGUACAGUGUAAAGUAUUUGUGCAUCAGUUAGGACUAUCUGACACUCUGUAGUUGUGUAGUUUCUAUGAGGAAAACUAGCAUGCAGAAAAUUAACUUCGAACUCGAUAAAAAAUUUAAACAGUGGCAUCAGUCAUCUUGUAUUUGAUUUUCAUCUUUUUCCCAUUAAAAAUUUUUUUACCAGCCAUGAAAUUUUUGUUUUUGUAUAUAGGACAAAGUAUUUGUCAAUGUAACAAAAAUAAAAUCAAAAUUUGUCCAAAUAUAGAUGUCUUUUUUUUUUGUUACGUAAUUCAUUAUUUUGAUUUCUUUUGAUUAUUAGAAAAAAUAAUGUUCUUUAAAAAUUUAAUUCUUGUAUUCUAUUAAUUAAUAAUUUCAAAAUUUAAUUCUUUGUGUCCAUCAAGAAUGACUUCUCUUGUGUUAAUACUCAUGUAUGAAUAUAUCUGUGUAUAAUAUUUAUAAUGUAUAAUUUAUUUUUUAUGCAGGUCAAUGACAAUGGUCAGAAAACUUUUUUUAUAUUUCAUUUAAUCAUAAAAUGACCAUAAAUUACAAUUUAAACUUCUUAUUAUUUAUUAUAUUCUCCUUCCUACUGUUUUUCUUUUCAAAUUUAUUUUCAUUAUUACUACUUUUUUUUAAAAAUUAAUUUGGGUAAAACUUUAGACCACUUUUAGAGUAACCUCAAAAUGGUGUGUAAUUGAGUGUGUCAUGCCAUGUUAACACUGUUUCAUGAAUUGGAUUAAGCCACGAUCUUGUUUAAUAAGGAUUCUCAUCAUUUCAACUUCAUGGUUGUUAGAAUAUUUUAUUUAUAUCACUAAGUAUUUUUAGGUUUAUGUUUCUAGAGUAGUGGAGCUUUUUUUUUUUUUGUUUUUUUUAAUUGGAAAAGGGUUUCAUUCCUUAAAGAAGCACAUAAUUGACCCCCCAUUGCUUUCAUUUUGUGUGUGUCCAAAACCUGAUUCCAUCCUUGCCAAUAUUGGAAUAAUUUAAUUUUUUUGGCCAGUUCUCACAGCAGUAAUUUGUGGUCAAAUGUUUUACUUACCUCAUUAGGAAGCUUUUUUUUCUUUCUUUCUUUUUUUUUUUUUUUUAUAAACAGGCAAAUAAUAAUGUAAUAAUCAUGGUUGUGUUGUUGAAGAAAAAGCUAUUUAGUUUUUGAAUUGAAUCCCUGGGUCACAAGAUACAAAUUCAUGAAUAUGGUCUAACAUUGUAUGGGAAAUAAUAUAAAAAAAAAUUGUGUCUUUGUGCUGGCCACACAAUCCUGUUAAGAAACCUAUGUGCUUCUGUGCCUCAUUAGAAAGCUAAAACAUUGAUAUUAACAUCAAACAUUUUAAUGAGUACUCUACUUAGAUAAAUGUAAUUCAACAUCUACAAGAAAGCUGUUACUAAUAAAGUUAUUCAAGACUUCAACCUUAUUCUAUCUUAAUACUGACAGCUGAUUUUUUUGUUUGGUUUACGCAUGUUUUAAUGUAAUGGAAAAAAAUAUUUUUUUAAAUUGUAUAAAUUUUCAAUGAAAGCUUUGUCAGUCAUAGCAAACAAUUAUUUUGUAAUGACUAUUACUUUUUUUUUAUUUGGUCAUGCAUUCAUAAAUACAUGUAUUAAAAAGACUUAAGCCUGCAUCUGGAAAGGAAGCAAACUUGUAGUACUGGUGAAACUUGGAGGCAAGAUUGUUUAGAAGAGAGAAAUGAUACUAUUUUGAUAUGUUGCCAAAACAGCACAUUAUAAACAUUGAUAAAUGGUGGAUCUUCACUGUUCUCUGAUGCAAUGUUAAAAAUCUUAACAACCCCAAAAAAAGUUUUGAAAGAAAGCAUAAGGCCAGUAUUUUGUUCAAUGAAGCAGAGAAAAUGUUUUCUUCAACUUAAGCAUUGUUCUUUCACAUCUUGACUUUUGACUGUAAAUAAGAAAGGUGUUUUGGUUUUUAGAUAAGAUACAUGAAUUUAUUGAUCACCUUUAAGUUUCAUUUCUGUUUUAAAUUUAGUUCGGUAUUGUUUAAAACCUAAUAAAUAUCUUCCAACAAAUGUCAUUAAUUGUUGAAUCUUGUAAUUCACUUUGAUGGUCGCAGAACUCUCUUCUCUUCAUGCUCUACUAGAUAAGUUUGUCACAAGAAAUAUUGUAUUUACGAGAGAUUAAUUUAAUUUGCCUUUAAUUUUUUUUUUCUGAAAGCCAAAAAGCUGUCACUUUGAGCACCACUUUGUAAGCUUGACGAUCAAAGUAAAUUUGAUUUUUCUUUUUUAAAAUCAACUUACGUUAUGUAUUUUCUCACAGUUUUGAGUUCACAUUGUGUGCACAACUUGUUCUCAAUAAAACUUAAAUUUACAUGAUCAUGCAGCCUUUUUUUUAAACCUUGACAUGAUGAAAUUUUUAAUUUUUUUUUUAGAAUAAGGUUCAAAGGUUUAUAUAAAAUCUAAUGUUUUUGUAGGUCAGUAUUUUCUCUGCUGCUUCCUUAAAAGUUUUUUUUCUGUCUUCCAAAUACAAUUCAUUCAGUCUUGUUUACGUAUUUAAUAAUCUGUCUUGUAUACUCAAUAUUCAAGAAUUCUGCAAUAAUUUUCCAGCAUUUCUUUUUCAAUAAUUCAUAACCAUUGUGCUUGUUCAAACAAAGCUAAAUUUUUAUUCUGAGAACUUUUUACCGUACUUGGCAAAUAUUUUUUAUUAUCAGGUUGUAGUGUUCAGACCUUUCUUUCAUCUAGGCUGUUAACUUAUGUUUUUGUGAGUCAUAAUAUUUGUAAUAGCUUUUAAGUGUAUAAUUAUAAAUUACAUUAAAAAGAAGUGGAAAUUUUAAAUGAAAACAUGAACAAGUAGUUGUCUUUCUUUCUGUGAUGUACUACAGUAAUCAGUACAUGUACUACAUGUAAUAUUUUAGUCAUCUUGUGUAUAUAUUUUAAAAUGUAAAUAAUUUUUUUUUUUAUGCCAGUAAUAUCAAUAAAGUCAUUCACUGAAACCUG